Messenger RNA from Peromyscus californicus insignis, 3298 nucleotides. RefSeq names its product transmembrane protein 44 (gene Tmem44). The transcript is spliced from 11 exons. The record is from RefSeq and is a predicted model, not a curated record. Bases 303 to 1634 code for a protein of 443 amino acids. NCBI's taxonomy places the organism in Eukaryota, Metazoa, Chordata, Mammalia, Rodentia, Cricetidae.
CCGUCCCCCACCCACCCUUUUUAACCAGUGACCUCGCGCCUCGGGGGGCGGGGAGGGUGCCCACCCCACCCCUACGAGCGCUUGGCAGCGCCAGAGUAUUGUCUGGCUUGGCAAGCGGGGUUCGUGAACCCGCAAAGGGACCGGGUGCUGGCGGCGCCCUCCUUUGUGCGGCGGCUGCGCGCGGCUCCACCGCUAGGGGGCGGCCCGCGGCCCGCAGACCCCCCGACAAUAGGCGAGGCCGGGGGAGCGGUGCGGUCCGGGAACUUUCCCCGGGCUCGGCUCCCGGGCGGCUCGGCCGGGCCAUGGAGGAGGGGGCUGGCGCCGCGUCCCCGCUCUGGAACUGGGACUACCUGGACCGCUGCUUCGCCCGCCGCCGCGUCUGCAUCUCCUUCGGCCUGUGGAUCUGCGCCGCCUGCUGCUGGAUCGCCGCCCACGCGCUGGUUCUCUACCUGAGAUGCACCAAGAAAUGUGGCCGGGACCAGUCGACACUGUGCGCCGCCUUCUGCCUCCUGACCAGCCUCUGUGACACCGUGGGGGCCAUUCUGGCCAGACAGCUCACGAUCCAGGUGUUCACAGGUGCCUACCUAGCAGUUGUUGACUUCGUGAACUUUAUGUCCAUCCUCUUCCCAGUCUGUGGCUCCAAAUCCAAGUCGAAGUCUGGUGGGAGCUGCAGGGAGAGGAAGAGCAGAGGACACCUGAGAGCCAGUGUGUUUGCCCUGGCUCUGCCGCUGUGCCUGGGUCCCGGCUGGGCAGUCUGGGCUGCUGUCCCCAAGGCUUCAGCCCCAGUCCGAGGGCCACAGCGGAGGCUGCUGGGAAGCCUGCUGCAGGAAAACCCGGAAGUCUUCGGCUACCUGCUGGGAGGCAUCGCUGCCUUUGGCUCCUGGGCAUCCCGGAUCCCUCCGUUCUCCAAUAUCUGCCGGGGGAAGUCAUUCUCCUACAUCCACCUGUGGGCUCGGUUCCUGUCGGCUCUGGCUGGCCUCCUCUACGCCUCGGCCAUCGUGGCCCAUGACCGGCAGCCUGAGUACCUCCUCCAGGCCACACCCUGGUUCCUGAUUUCACUGGGCCGAGCUGCGCUGGACCUCGCUAUCAUCUUUCUGUCCUGUGUGAUCAAGAGCAAGAUGAGCCGAGGCUUCGGAUUUGCUGCCGAAGUCAGAGAGGGCCCCGACACGCAGGCCCUUUUGACCUGCGCAGAGAGAGAAGAAAGUCAGGAGGCCGGGACUGAAGACAAGAACCCCGACUGGGUGCCUCUCACCAGCCUGUCACACGGCAAGCCGCUGAGGACAAUGACAGCCAUCAGCCGCUACAUGGAGCUGACCAUUGAACCUGUGCAGCAGGCAGGCUGUAGUGCCACCAGGCUACCCGGUGAUGGGCAGACGAGCACCGGAGAUCCCUCCUUGCAGGAGCCUCCCUCAUACCCUCCCAUCCAGGUCAUCCAGGCCAGAGUGUCUUCCAGCAGCUCCUCCGAGGUCUCCUCCAUCAACUCCGACCUGGAGAAGUAUUGGGAAGCCCUAAACUCGGAGCAGUGGGACCCUGAAGAUGUCAACCUUGAAAGGAACAAGGACAACGUGGGGCUCCUUAGAUCACAGAUGCGCAGGGGCUCUCUGAGCCCAGUGGACUUGACCUCCAAUGACUGACAUCUCCAGGAGCCAGUCCACCAGUGCAGAACUCAAGGUCAGGCAUCUGUCAGUGACAAGAUGGACGCCAACCUACAGUGCCACCCAUGGCAGACGUGGGAGCUGCUGCAGAAGCUUCCCAAGGAGGGAGGAACCCCGAGCUGUCACUCAGCUUGGCUAGUCUACCCCAUGGCUCAACAUUGGAGCUGUGGGGUCUGUGGACAGAUCUGCACAUGCCAAGUUGACCCUCACGAUGACAAGUUCACAGAUGAACCCCAUAUGUAAAGAUAAGCUUUCUCCCAAAGGACAUGGGAUCUGUUCCCAUGAGAUUCAAGCAUAGAUAUUGUUUGCUUAAUAACAGGAUCGAACUCACCAAGAGCUACUAUUUGGGUCUCAACAGAACACAUUCUUCAAGACUCAAGUCAGCCCAGAUGAAAGAGUGCGUCCGUCAGCUAGGGGACCCGGGCACAAGAACUAACAUAACUGCUGCACCUUAUGUAAGACUGCCUGGUCAGCCGAAUAUUUGGAAGAUCACUGGGAGGGCAAGGGUAACCAAUAACUGAUCUUGGUAACAGGAUUCCCUCCAGCUUGGCAGAGUAUGUGCCGAGGCUGGGUUUGCACAUUAUGGGGUCAUCCAUGCUCUAGGAGGUAACAGAAAGCGUGCCAAGGAUAAGGGCACCAUACAAAGUGUGGCUUCAAGUAUGGCCAGGCUGUCGGAGGAUGACCUCAAUACUGUGACCAGGAGUGAGGGGAAGAAUGAAGGAGAUGGGGCCAGCCAGGAGCAAACGCUAGAGUGAAUAAAAUGUGGUUGAAUGCAUGAAAACUUCUCACGGUGGAGGGCAGGGAUAAGUCGUCUGCCACAAGGGGAACUGGGAGGAAUGCCAAGAAGCACAGCUCUGCUCCGAGCUGGCCCGGGACCGCCUGUGACUCAGCCGCAGCUGCCCCGUUUCUCCUAAGGGGCGGCGCAAGUCCCAACAGUGUGAAGAAUGGGGUGAGGUGGAAGCUGGUUGGUUGUGCAGGAUUCUGCAUAGUGCCCAACUCCCUGGGUGACCUCUAAACUAGCAUUCAAAGCCACGUUAUCUGCUUGGAGUCCUUGGUUUUCCUGUGAGGGAGCUUUGCUUUGGAGUCGUCACCACUGAAACCACUCUGAGGGAAGAGGACCAUGGGAUGGGGAGAAGCGGAACAUUCCAGCCUAGAUCAUAGCAAACCUGAGGCAGGGAAGGUUGAGAUCUCUUGUAAAAUAUUAAAAGGACCAGCCUCAAUAUUAUACUUCCCAGGGGCUCAGAAGAGAAAACUACGAACAGCGAGAAUUAUUUUCGGGAAAAGAAUCUAAGUAUACCGAGCUCUUAGUCCAAUUAUUUAUUCUUCCCAUGCACUGGGAAUCCUGGUAUAUAUACACUUACAAGCAGUAAUCCCUUGGCAGUGCAAAGCCAGGCUUCCAGGGCCAAAUGGAGGGGUGAUAAGAAUCACAUAGAGGGGCAGUAAUUGUUAAUUAUCAUUGGCAACCCCAAAGGGAAGUGACCAAUGGGGAAAUGAAUUAACUAAGGGCUAAAUUCGGGUAAUAUCUAAGAAGAGAGCUCUUAUGUGUUCAACUAUAAUCUUAAACGUGAUCAGAAGGAAAUGUUAAGAAUCUAUAAGUCACUAGAUCAAUGGGUGAAAAUAAAACUGCCUUCUUUUUUCCUGUG